AAAGAAUUCAGUGAACUGUUUAAAGGCUUGCUUUCUGGCAUUUAUAUUCUGGAAACAUGUGCAUUAAUUUUGUUAUCUAUUUCAAGGUGAUGAACCCCCUGGACGCCAUUUGCAACGUCCCCCGAAACGACGCAGUGUGCGUCAGCAACCUGAAAUCGUCCAAACCUAUCGAUAAGGCCAUUCUGCAGGAAAGACCCGACGUCAAGAUAUUUCUGCCCUUCCGUUUCCACUUCUACAAACCCAAGGAUUUGUUCAAAGAGAACAGUUAUAAAAAUUAUUUAGUGGCCCCCGGUGGCGACCACGUGCUCAGCCUGGUCGACGAGAUAUCGUACAGCGCGCCGCCGGCGCCGCCGCUCUCGCAGAUGUACGAGCUUUCUCCAGAGCUGUUCUGCAACGGCGACAACCGUCCCGCUAACUGCGCAGUCGACUGUCGCUGCACACAUAUGAUUGACGUACCCCUCAAUUCUAUAGUCGAGAUUGUGCUUGUUGAUGAAGUGCAAUCGCCGAAUCUUUCUCACCCAUUCCACCUUCACGGGACAAGUUACAACGUCAUCGGUAUGGGCCGGUCUCCGGACAAGAACAUCAAAAAGAUCAACCUGAAACACGCACUGGACCUGGAUCGGAAGGGUCUGCUCCAUCGACAGUACAAUAGCCCUCCGUUGAAGGACACCUUGGCCGUGCCCAACAAUGGUUACGUGGUGCUGAGGCUAAAGGCUGAUAAUCCUGGAUAUUGGUUGUUCCACUGCCACUUUAUAUACCACAUAGUAAUCGGGAUGAGCUUAAUAAUGCACGUGGGGACACAAGGAGACUUGCCCCCUAUACCAACAGACUUCCCUCGCUGCGGCCACCACCUCCCCGCCAUCUCGCCUCCGCUCUACCCCAUACACUGAUGGUCACCAUCACAGAUAACCAUUAUACCAUUCGAUCUCACUGAAUGUGAAUGGAUUCUCCUGGAAUCUCGUUUCCGAAAGCAUCAAUUUGAAUGAGUACUGCCAUAUUUUAAUACUUGUACUUAGAGAAAUAUGAAGGAAAUGCGAGAUAAUUUUAUUGUUUGUUGAUGCGUGAUUGACGUUAGAUUUUAAAACGAACGGUGCUGCUUCAAAGAUUUUUUGUUAUAAAUGUUUAAGAUGACCAAAGUAUAUUUAUCACAUGUGAUGUUUAUAUUACUUUCCGCAUAAAAAAUAGAUAUGCACCAAUUUGAAGAAUGCUUC
Molecule: messenger RNA, 1211 nt
Organism: Cydia amplana
Lineage: Eukaryota; Metazoa; Arthropoda; Insecta; Lepidoptera; Tortricidae
Exons: 4
Coding region: 57-890 (277 amino acids)
Molecular function (GO): copper ion binding; oxidoreductase activity
Source: RefSeq, a predicted model, not a curated record